Messenger RNA from Closterium sp. NIES-65, 507 nucleotides. The record is from the annotation of a GenBank genome assembly. Lineage: Eukaryota; Viridiplantae; Streptophyta; Zygnematophyceae; Desmidiales; Closteriaceae.
AUGGCAGAGAGAAUAGUAUCAAACUCCACCGCCACCCCCACCGCCUCCACUGCCUCCGCUGCCUCCACUGCCGCCGCCGCCUCCACCGCCGCCUCCACCGCCGCCUCCUCCGCCACCUCUGCUCCCACCGCCACCGCCGCCGCCGCCUCCGCCUCCACUGCCGCCACCGACCCCCCCACCCCCACCUCCACCUCCACCGCCACCCCCACUCCCCCCACUGCCUCCACCUCCACCUCCACCGCCCGCUCCUCCAGCUCCCUUGCCCCCCUUGCCCUUGCCAGAGCGGCGUCUCCCGCUAGGGGCAGACGCCGCACCGACCGAAUCAAGACCAAGGAGGUCGGCCGCAGCAGCAGAGGCAACAGAGGGCACCAGGGGGGAGGGAGAACACCCCUCAAAGAUGGGGGUGCGCGGGUCACCUCGAGAGGCUCCUACAGCGACUAUGCUCUUCUCUAUCGCGAGGAGGGCCUUCUCGAGGAGGUCUACAAUGAGUGUGGUGGGACAGACUGA